GAAUGCCAACCGCAAUUAAAACGUAGAAGAAGAAGACAGCAGCUGUUAGCUAGCUGGCUGAGCUAUAUUUACUCUCUGCCUGUUAACAAUAGACAGGAACUCCGUAUUGUUAAACAGCAACAACUUACGUGUUUUUACCAAACUCUAAUGGUGUGCAGCCGGACUGAGACAUUUCUCUGAGUGGCUAACCACAAAAAGAGAGCCAUGUACUUCCAGGGCAACCGGAGGCGAGGAGAGGAUGGCAUCACGGUGGUGAUUGACUUCCUGCUGUCGAAUGCCCGACUGGUUCUGGGAGUCGGCGGGGCUGCCAUGUUAGGAAUCGCUACAUUGGCAGUGAAACGGCUGAUAGAGCGCGCAGGCCGUGCAGCCGACGAUGAGAAGGUGGAGCAGAAGAUGGCUGAGAGCUGGGAGGAGUUGAGUCUGGUCUCUGCUUCCCCCACCAUGAUCAGGAAGGGCAUAGAGGGAGUGGUGAUGAAACAUGUUGCCAAGGCCGCCAAACAACAGAAAGCUGACCUGUGCCAGCAACCGCAGGCAUCCUCUCUGGAGGUGCAGCCCAAACCUGAGUCAGAGUCCAAGAGGCUGCAGCUGUGCGUCCUCAGCUUGCAGGAGCGGCUGCAGCAGUACUAUCACACAAGGGCAGCACUGAGUCCACAUGAGGUCCAGAGGGCUCAGUCUCUGGCUCUGGACAUCUGCACUGAGAUCCAGGGAUUUCUGCACAGCCGUCAUCCCGACAUGCCCCUGGGAGAAAUGAGCCUUGGAGGAUCUCUACUGGAUGAUCUGCAGGUGGUCACUGCGGACCAUGCCUGUCUGCUGGUGCCUCUACAGCUGGAAGCCUCUCUGUGGCGCCUCGUCCCAGGAGAGGAAACUCUCCUCACACACCCGCUGCACUGGAUGGUCCGACGGAUCAACUUGGAAUAUUUUCCCAGAGGACUCAGCUACUGGGACAGGUACCUGGUGGGUGGAUACCUGUCCUCAGAAGCUGUGGUGAACAUGUUCAACAAGGCUGUCAUGGAAACUGUGAACUGGCCGUCCAUCAGCAGCACCAUGGACUGUCUCGUCAGGCCUGUACCGGGAGGACCGGAACUGAGAAUAGAGAUUAGACCUGGAAAUGGAGAAGACCGGGCACGCUGCAGUGAUCAGCCCCUUUUUAUCUCCAUGUUGCCUCUGCUGAGGGAGGGGGACGUGGUUCUGACCGCCCAGCCGGAGCUCACCUCUCCCUGGGUCAACGCCUGGCACCUGUCCCUCUACCCGUGGGAGACUCAGCGCCUGACUCAGCUCGACACCGCUGACGACGGACACCGCAGACAGACACUUAAAACCCUUAAGGCGGUGUGCAGGCUGAACCCCGCCCUGCGACCACUCGAAGCCGCUCCACUGGCCAAUCUCAUCCUGCACCUCAGCGACGGCGAGAGCGACUGGUCUGAGAGCAGCCUGGAUGUGAGAUUCCAGCAGUGUAUCACAGAGCUGAUUGGCUACUUAGAACAAGGGGCGUUACACAGUUACUUCAAGCCAGCUGUCAACCUGCUGAGCAGCUUGUCAGAGGACCAGGUGGAUCAGAUGGGCUUCAUGCUCUACUGUGCUGUGUCGGAGCCCGAAAUACUGCUCAUAUAACUGUGUGCACAUACCAGUCGUUUCUCAAGCUCCGAAACAAACAAAACAAACUGAAAUCAAAGGGAUAAUCUUUUAUCAUCCAAGAGUUUUGGUUCAAGGCGGAGAUGAAUUAUUCUUCCCACGGCCUACUCUCGUCAUUCAGCUCCUCCAUCCUGCUUUGAUGCAAGGAAACAGGGUACAGUUGGAAAAAUGGCAGGCACCAUGGACUAAUGUCUACACCGGAGGAGGAGAAGCUACAAAGAGAAUGCAGAUGUGGAAGUGAUGGUCAGGCUAAAGAAAUGACUCAGAGGAAAGGAGACGUGCCAAGGAAAGGAGCUGAGGAAGUGUUUAUCGAGAUGCUUCAGUAUGUGCCUAAUCGUGUGUUGUUGUUUUUAUUGUUUUUGUGUUUUGACAGUCUGGCCUAGUCGCUCCCUAAGUGUGCUGUGAAAGGCUAAUACUUGUUUCUGUCAGAAAGCCACAAUUCAUCCAGUCCACAAGCACACUUCUGCAGAAAAACAAUCACUUCAUUAAACAUUACUUGAACAUGCAAGCCAGAAAUAAUAUUCAAUCACAUCAUGAUGCAAACAUGUCAAAAAAAGUGUUCAGCAGCUUCAUUUAGCUCAGUCUCACGCUCGCACAGGCUUGACGUGAUGACGGCGAGCAUGUCACGAUAUGUUCAAAUGAGGUCUGUGAGGUGCUCAGUCCGCAGGUUUCAGAGGAUGGAUGCUUGGAUUCUGCCCAAGCCUUUAGGCAGUCAGGUGAUGCAGCAUAAACCGUGACCACGUAGGGAGAAAGUUGUAAUGAAUAAAUAGGUUCAAAACAAACCUUUUUUUUUGUUUUUCCAGUCACAGAUUGGAUGGUUAAGGCACCAAAACUACGUGUUGCGGUUUAGAAAAAGAUCAGGAUUGUGCUAGAGUCAAGUUCUAGGUUAAAAUAAACACUUUGUCAUUCAUGUAGAGGCAACAAGGUCUAGCCAAUCACAGCACGUCUGUUGGGCGCGACUGGACAAAACUAUUCUUGCCGAAAUAAAUGACGUUGCCUGAUGUUAACUCCUCACGCACACACACCACAGCAGAGUCGGCUUUUAAGUUUGCGUGGUCAUAAGUUUUCACUGGGUGUCAGUGAUGGUCAGCAUGGCCACAUACAGCUCAGUGUAUCCAGGAGUGAAGUUUAUUGCCUAAGUGCUUAUUUUCUUUCUGUCUUUUAAUUGAUGGCGUGUGCUCUGCAUCGUUUUCCUCAGUCUCUGUGUAAUAUGUUCUAACUAUGCAGAAAAAUAAUGACCUGCUGAAAAUCGCCAGGUUUUGUGCACUAAUUAAACUGUUCUAUCAGAGUUUGACUCACUUAACACAUUGUGUAUAUUUUAUCCUACUGGAGGCUGAAGUGUGCAGUAUUUUGUUUGUCUCGUUUAGUGUUCAAGUCUGUUGCCAAUCUUAUUUGGGGAAACUAACUCUUUAAUUUAUGGCUAACCAUUUUAUGCACUUGCUUUUACACACAGUAUGAAUGUUGUGGCCAUUUCUUCAGUUGUGUUUUCUUUGCUGAGUGAAAGAAUAUUGAUUUAUUGUGAUCAAACAUUGAAACUGCAAAUAAAAAUUAAAGCGUUUGUUUAGA
Acanthopagrus latus (yellowfin seabream) is the source of this 3198-nucleotide messenger RNA. RefSeq names its product mitochondrial elongation factor 2 (gene mief2). Gene Ontology annotation, cellular component: mitochondrial outer membrane. The coding region runs from base 205 to 1611 and encodes 468 amino acids. The record is from RefSeq and is a predicted model, not a curated record. Lineage: Eukaryota; Metazoa; Chordata; Actinopteri; Spariformes; Sparidae. Gene Ontology annotation, biological process: positive regulation of mitochondrial fission; mitochondrion organization. The transcript has 8 exons.